Messenger RNA from Solanum stenotomum, 497 nucleotides. RefSeq names its product V-type proton ATPase subunit G 1-like. Gene Ontology annotation, cellular component: vacuolar proton-transporting V-type ATPase complex. Gene Ontology annotation, biological process: proton transmembrane transport. The transcript is spliced from 4 exons. Gene Ontology annotation, molecular function: proton-transporting ATPase activity, rotational mechanism. Bases 94 to 426 code for a protein of 110 amino acids. NCBI's taxonomy places the organism in Eukaryota, Viridiplantae, Streptophyta, Magnoliopsida, Solanales, Solanaceae. The record is from RefSeq and is a predicted model, not a curated record.
AUUCCCUUUGAUAUCCAAAUCCAAACUUUGUUUGUUCAUAAAAGAAACUCUCUACAGGUCCAAGCUUUAAUACAACCAUUUUUAGAAGUAGCGAUGGAUUCAAUGAGAGGACAAGGAGGCAUUCAAAUGCUACUAACUGCUGAACAGGAAGCCCAACAAAUUGUUUAUGCUGCAAGAAAUGUUAAAACGACAAGAUUGAGGCAAGCAAAAGAAGAGGCUGAGAUGGAAGUGACAAAUUAUCGUUCCCAUCUCGAAGCUGAAUACAAGCAGAAACUAUCUGAGACUAGUGGAAGUUCAGACUCAACUGAAAAGAGGCUUGAGGUAGAAACAGAGCAAAAGAUUCAACAUCUGAAGAAAGCAGCCUCCCAAGUAUCUCCUGAUGUAAUUGCAAUGCUCACAAAGUACAUUACAACUAUUAAAACAUGAUUGAUGCAUGUUUUUGAAACACUUUUCCUCAUGAUAUAUGUUUUUGAAAACAAUUUGGUAGCUCGAUAAGU